AUGGCUUCCUGUACUGUUUACCUGGCCACUUGCCGAAAUGCCCCCAGUCAACGCAAGCACUUUGGCAUUUUUGUUCCUUUCGCCGAUGACCCCCAGAUAUGCACUAUUAUUCACGUCGUGGGUGCCCCGAUGGUUGGAUAUGAACUGCAGUUCAAACGGAACUAUAACCUGUCAAGCAGUCAAUUGUCUUAUCAACUUGUUCCCAUCGGCCAAGUGUCCGCAGCCAACAUUGUCGAAUCCCCUAGUGGGCUGAUGACAAUUGAUAGCAAUGCGAAAGGCAUCAUGGAAACCGUGGCAACACAAGUGCCGCCGCCUCCAAUCAGCCAGAAUUUCUUGGCGCCUGUUGACGGUGUGUUCAACAAGAGAUGUCAGGAGUGGACUGUCGAAUAUGUCGAUCGGCUGAUCUCCAGAAAUAUCAUCGACGCCGGGGCUCGCAAUGUCGUGCAGGCCCAUCGCGAUCCUCCUGACCAUGGAGUUGGCCUGCAGUCUGUUGACAGGGGUAGGGGCCGUGGUGUCUGA
This is a messenger RNA of Coccidioides posadasii C735 delta SOWgp, 519 nucleotides long. RefSeq lists its product as uncharacterized. Lineage: Eukaryota; Fungi; Ascomycota; Eurotiomycetes; Onygenales; Onygenaceae. The record is from RefSeq and is a predicted model, not a curated record.